Grosmannia clavigera kw1407 is the source of this 825-nucleotide messenger RNA. RefSeq names its product adenylate kinase. Gene Ontology annotation, molecular function: ATP binding; AMP kinase activity. The transcript has 4 exons. Gene Ontology annotation, biological process: ADP biosynthetic process. The record is from RefSeq and is a predicted model, not a curated record. Gene Ontology annotation, cellular component: cytoplasm; mitochondrion. The coding region runs from base 1 to 825 and encodes 274 amino acids. Lineage: Eukaryota; Fungi; Ascomycota; Sordariomycetes; Ophiostomatales; Ophiostomataceae.
AUGGGUGCCAUUGAGGAACAAGUGAAGCGUUUGAACGAUGUCGUGGCCAGCCUCGAGGACCGUAUCAAGGGCCUCGAGCAGCGCAAGUUCGGCGAGGUGGCGGCGCCCAAGAAGGAUAUUCGCAUGAUUCUUAUCGGCCCCCCCGGUGCUGGCAAGGGCACUCAGGCACCGAAGAUCAAGGAGAAGUUUGGCUGCUGCCACCUGGCCACCGGUGAUAUGCUGCGCUCGCAGGUCGCGAAGAAGACGCCGCUUGGCCGGGAGGCUAAGAAGAUCAUGGACCAGGGUGGCCUUGUCAGCGACGACAUUGUCAUUGGCAUGAUCAAGGAGGAGCUAAACACAAACCCGGAGUGCAAGGGCGGCUUCAUUCUGGACGGCUUCCCGCGCACCGUUCCCCAGGCUGAGGGCCUCGACAGCAUGCUCAAGGAGCGCAACCAGACGCUGCAACACGCCGUCGAGCUGCAGAUCGACGACUCGCUGCUGGUCGCCCGCAUCACCGGCCGCCUCGUCCACCCGGCGUCUGGCCGCAGCUACCACAAGCUGUUUAACCCGCCCAAGAAGGAGAUGACUGACGAUAUCACCGGUGAGCCGCUGGUCCAGCGCUCCGACGACAACGCCGACGCCCUCAAGAAGCGCCUGUCCACCUACCACGUGCAGACGGCCCCCGUUGUUGAUUACUACCGCAAGACGGGCAUUUGGAGCGCCAUCGACGCCUCGCAGAAGCCGGGCCAGGUGUGGAGCACUCUGCUCAAGAUCUUCGACGGCGAUGCCAAGAAGGCCAGCUCGUCGGGCAGCGGCAUCCUCAGCAAGCUGAGUGCCAGCAGCUAA